Molecule: messenger RNA, 909 nt
Organism: Dioszegia hungarica
Lineage: Eukaryota; Fungi; Basidiomycota; Tremellomycetes; Tremellales; Bulleribasidiaceae
Exons: 8
Coding region: 1-909 (302 amino acids)
Source: RefSeq, a predicted model, not a curated record
AUGCCAACCUCGGGAACAGUCCGGCGAGCCCGCGUGCACAAGCGCGAUUGGAAUGGCUUUGACGGCGUGCAAGUCACGGUCUCUUCAAGUCUUCAAGAGGGAGCAAGUGUAUUCUCCGAUGUUAAGGGAGAAUUCCUGGGGGUCAUAGGGAUCUGGCUCGUUAUCUCCUCCUCUAGCCUGCACAACGGCGGAGAUCUAGCCAGCGGGUCAUUUGGAGAGAGGGACAUGCGAGAAGCGAUGUGGCCGAAAGUCAAGCUCGCACCAGCGGUACCUUAUCGACGACCAGCUCGUCGACAUCGACUUUCCAGUACGUAUACGCUCCUCUUGUCUUCUUUCCUCGUUGUCCAGGCCAGACUCUACUUCGCCUUGCACACCCGCCACCAACAUCGCCGGACUCUUCCAGCCCUCUCCCCUCCGCGUCUCUUACACCUCGCGCUCCUCACAGUGUAUCUGCGCGCGGUCGCCGUCACAUCUCCACAGCGCUGGUCCAGGGAGAUCGGGCUCGGAGGCUGUCUGGCGGGUAGCACCUCGCUAUGCCCGAUGGCGUUGGCAUUGCCCCUCGGUCAAGGCGGUGUGAGCUGGAGUGGCGACUUCUCGAGGGACAUGACGGGCGAGAACCAGAUCGGCUUUGGGGCGUACGGGUCCACCGGACCAUUGAGCGAGUCCGAUCCACCACCGGUCGGAGGUCUGCCUCAGCUCUCGCCUAUGCCGUAUCAGCACUCUUGUCCAGCUCCACGAUAUACUCAAGCUGAGCUUCAUCUACGAUCACAGCGCCAAAAUGACACGUAUCGGCUCAUUGUUCCUCGUUUGGCUCUCGUCUGCCCUCAAGAUCGUCAAGAAGUCGAAGUUCAAGCGCAAAGGGCCGGGACGGCCAGGACUCUGUCCAUUGUCCAGAUUAUAUCCGCAUGA